This is a messenger RNA of Bipolaris zeicola 26-R-13, 681 nucleotides long. RefSeq lists its product as uncharacterized. The record is from RefSeq and is a predicted model, not a curated record. NCBI's taxonomy places the organism in Eukaryota, Fungi, Ascomycota, Dothideomycetes, Pleosporales, Pleosporaceae. The coding region runs from base 1 to 681 and encodes 226 amino acids. The transcript has a single exon.
AUGCACAACGACGGUCAAGGUGGUACCAAGACGCAUCAGCAUUUCAGAUCCUUCUGUUGCCCGAAAGACGAUCCCUUCGAGAACUGCCAAUGGCCCAAUGACCCUGAUCACUUCAUGGCAAAAUACCAAUCUCCAGUCUCUCAAUAUGCAAAUUCCAAGGAAGACUAUUGCAAAGAGAUUGGCAUUUUCCGCAGCAAGCAUUGCUUGGACGGGCGACUGAUGGUUACACAAGCUCAAACCACGCCACCAAACCUCGGGCUUGACAAUGGAAUGUCCGUCUGUUGGUUAGGCGAUGGGCUCUCUCUGGAUAACACACUUUGUUGCUCGCCUCCAUCACGAUUGACGAAGGAUUGGCCAGUGAACCCCGCCUACCUUUGGAGCGAUGCGUACGAUGACAAGAAUGACGGUGUCACCUGGCAAUGGUCCAAUAACUUUGAUAACAAUCACAAAGACACGACCCCGGACAAUCUGGAAGUCGACUAUGGUGACGACCCAUACGGAUUUGUCAUGCUAGACGGGCCCCCUGGAUCGAUUGCCAAACAGUUCGGCAAGCAAUUCACCUUUUUGACCGACGAGGAGCCGAAGAAGAUUGACUGGUUUGUCGUAACAAAUGUCCGCGAGACUGUCAUUGAUGCCACCUUCGAUCACACUAAUGUAUUGCCACUAACAGCAGGAUUGUAG